CGCUCUCAUUACUCUACUCUCUCUUUCUCUCUCUAAAAUGUCUGGUUUUAUUCUCUCUCUCUGAAAUCACUGCGUUGAAAGUUGUAACGCCUCUGUAUUUUUUAGGGUUUCCUUUUUAACCAUGCUCUGUUUUACUACUCUUGCUUUCUGAAUUUUUUCGGAGCAGUGUACUGUAGGUGUGUUCUUUUUCCGGAACUGUGCAGCGGAAUUUUCUUUUAUGUGGUGAAGUUUUAAGAAGCACUUGAUUAACCUAUUGAGAUAUUGCAAUGGAUCCAAAUGAACACAAUGGUAAGGAGGCUCCAGAAGCGCUGCCUCCUCCUCCACCUGUUCCACCAAAUGUUACUCCACAAAAAGCUGAAAUUGAACCUGUAAAGAAGGUUGUACGAGUCCCAAUGGCUAGACGUGGGCUUGGGACCAGAGGAAACAAGGUUCCUAUCCUUACCAAUCACUUCAAAGUAAACGUGAAUAAGGUCGAUGGACACUUCUUCCACUACAGUGUUGCACUUUUUUAUGAAGAUGGCCGUCCAGUUGACGGGAAGGGUGUUGGCAGGAAAGUGCUUGACCGAGUUCACGAGACAUAUGACACUGAAUUGGCUGGCAAAGAAUUUGCUUACGAUGGAGAGAAAAGCUUAUUCACUGUUGGACCACUUCCACGGAACAAACUCGAGUUUACUGUUGUGCUUGAGGAUGUUACGUCAAGUAGGAACAAUGGAAACGCUAGCCCAGGAGGGCAUGGAAGUCCUAAUGAAAGCGACAGGAAAAGAUUAAGGCGCCCUUACCAAUCUAAGACCUUCAAAGUGGAGAUUAGUUUUGCUGCGAAAAUUCCAAUGCAGGCCAUUGCCAAUGCCUUACGCGGCCAGGAAUCUGAAAACUCUCAAGAAGCCUUCCGGGUUUUGGAUAUCAUUUUAAGGCAGCAUGCAGCAAAGCAGGGUUGUCUGCUGGUUCGUCAAUCAUUUUUUCAUAAUGACCCGAGGAACUUUGCUGAUGUUGGAGGUGGUGUUCUUGGUUGUCGAGGAUUCCAUUCUAGCUUCAGAACCACCCAGAGUGGCUUAUCAUUGAACAUUGAUGUAUCUACAACUAUGAUUAUCCAGCCUGGGCCUGUGGCGGAUUUUCUGGUUGCCAAUCAAAAUGUGAAAGAUCCCUUCUCACUUGACUGGGCAAAGGCAAAACGCACUCUUAAGAAUUUGAGGGUGAAGACAAGUCCGACUAACCAAGAGUACAAAAUAACUGGAUUAAGUGAGAAACCAUGCAGAGAACAAACGUUCACUUUAAAGCAGAAAAUCAAGGAUGAAGAUGGCGAAGUUCAAACAACAGAAGUGACUGUCUAUGACUACUUUGUCAACCACCGAAACAUUAAUUUGCGAUUUUCUGCUGAUUUACCAUGCAUUAAUGUUGGAAAGCCUAAACGUCCCACUUACUUCCCAAUCGAGCUAUGUUCCCUGGUAUCCUUGCAACGUUACACAAAAGCUCUAUCGUCCUUUCAAAGAGCUUCCCUGGUGGAGAAAUCAAGGCAAAAGCCACAAGAGAGGAUGUCAGUUCUGAGUAAUGCAUUGAAAAUCAAUAAUUAUGAUGCAGAGCCUAUGCUUCGCUCUUGUGGCAUUUCUAUUAGUAGUAACUUUACCCAGGUUGAAGGGCGUGUUCUGCCAACCCCUAAACUUAAAGUAGGUAAUGGAGAAGAUUUGUUUGCUCGAAAUGGGAGGUGGAAUUUCAACAAUAAGAAAGUUGUCGAUGCUAGUAAGAUAGAACGCUGGGCUGUUGUGAACUUCUCUUGCCGCUGUGAUGUGCGCAACCUGGUCAGGGAUUUGAUGAAAGUUGGCGAGAUGAAAGGAGUUGCCAUUGAACCUCCAUUUGAUGUCUUUGAAGAGAAUCCACAGUUCCGACGUGCUCCACCCCUUGUUAGGGUGGAGAAGAUGUUUGAGGACAUACAGUCAAAGCUUCCUGGCCCACCAAAGUUCCUUCUAUGUUUGCUUCCUGAGCGGAAAAACUCUGAUAUCUAUGGUCCUUGGAAGCGGAAAAACUUGUCAGACUUUGGAGUUGUUACUCAGUGUCUCUCGCCCACCCGUGUUAAUGAUCAGUAUCUGACAAAUCUCCUGCUAAAGAUAAAUGCAAAGCUUGGUGGACUCAAUUCUGUUUUAGCUGGUGAGCUAUCACCUUCACUUCCAGUGAUAUCCAAGGUUCCCACCCUAAUUCUUGGAAUGGAUGUGUCACACGGCUCACCUGGCCAGUCUGAUAUUCCGUCAAUUGCUGCGGUUGUUAGCUCAAGGCAGUGGCCAUCAAUUUCUCGGUAUAGAGCAUGUGUCCGUACUCAAUCUCCAAAAGUUGAAAUGAUAGACAACCUAUACAAACGUGUAUCAGACGCUGAAGAUGAUGGCAUUAUAAGGGAACUUCUGGUUGAUUUCUAUACUAGUUCCGGCAAAAGGAAGCCUGACCAAAUUAUCAUCUUCAGAGAUGGUGUCAGCGAAUCACAGUUCAAUCAAGUCCUGAACAUUGAACUCAACCAAAUUAUAGAGGCCUGCAAGUUCCUUGAUGAGAAAUGGUCGCCCAAGUUUGUGGUGAUUGUUGCGCAGAAAAAUCACCACACCAAAUUUUUUCAGCCAAAUGCUCCUGAAAAUGUGCAGCCAGGCACAAUAAUAGAUAAUAAAGUGUGUCAUCCCAAGAACAACGACUUCUACUUGUGUGCACAUGCUGGAAUGAUUGGGACUACGAGACCUACACAUUAUCAUGUCCUAGUAGACGAGGUUGGUUAUUCAGCUGAUGACUUGCAGGAGCUUGUGCAUUCCCUAUCAUAUGUGUACCAGCGUAGUACUACUGCAAUUUCUGUUGUCGCCCCUAUAUGCUAUGCUCACUUGGCUGCCACUCAGUUGGGCCAGUGGAUGAAGUUUGAAGACGCAUCAGAGACGUCGUCCAGCCACAAUGGUAUUGCUCCUGGUGGUGCUCCUGCUGUCACACCAAUGCCUAAACUAAAAGAGAAUGUCCGCAACUCCAUGUUCUUCUGUUGAGGCCUACAAGCCGUUCUAUACUUAUUUAGAAACCAUAUUUAUCGAGUAGGUUGUUCCAUAGCUCUUUGUGGGACUUUUGUGGCAGUUAACUUACCUGUCCAGUUUAGAACCGGUAAGCAGUAGUCUGGCCUAGUAUGAUCCUGCUAGUCUUCCAUGCACUAUUUUGGAUUUUGACUCGUGUUUUUCCGUUUGGAUUGCAUGGAAGUAUCUGUUCUGUGUGGCUGGAAUCUCGUGUUCUCUAAGUUAUGGCAUUAGAAUUGAGUGGAUGAUUUCUUGCGACUUCUGAGUCCUGGAAGUCACCAUGAAUGUGAUUUGUUUUUGGCCUUGCAUGGACAGGUUAUGAUGCGGGUUUGAUCCAAUUUGAGAUCCUAAA
Messenger RNA from Sesamum indicum (sesame), 3372 nucleotides. RefSeq names its product protein argonaute 4. Lineage: Eukaryota; Viridiplantae; Streptophyta; Magnoliopsida; Lamiales; Pedaliaceae. The record is from RefSeq and is a predicted model, not a curated record. Gene Ontology annotation, molecular function: protein binding; RNA binding.